Messenger RNA from Tachysurus fulvidraco (yellow catfish), 1455 nucleotides. RefSeq names its product zgc:103586. Lineage: Eukaryota; Metazoa; Chordata; Actinopteri; Siluriformes; Bagridae. The record is from RefSeq and is a predicted model, not a curated record. The transcript has 8 exons. Bases 1040 to 1441 code for a protein of 133 amino acids. Gene Ontology annotation, molecular function: zinc ion binding; cytidine deaminase activity. Gene Ontology annotation, cellular component: cytosol.
GGAAAUGGUUUAAAAAUAUUCUGGUAUGCUGUGAAGACAGGUUGCCCAACUACUACACUCAGGAAGGAAGAUGUGUCAAAAUGUUUAUGCAAGAUGUACCAGUGCACUAUUUUAUACGUUCAAACUACAUAGAUUCCUGGCUGCCAUACUAAUGUCCUUAAGAAACAUUUGAUUAUAUUUCAGACAUAUUUUUAUUGGCUUUCAGUCAACAUUGAAUGAAGAUGGAAACAGAAGACAGAACUGCUGUUUAUAAAUCAUUCAUUGUGCUGCUGAAUCUGAGUGCUUGGAUGGUUCUGAUAACAACUGUGGGAUUAGGAGCCAUGCAUUACAAUGGAUGCCCCAUUCAGCCCCACAUUCCUAUAUAUCUGAUUAUUAUUGGUGUGUGUGGACUCAUUUUAUUGAUGUUGGCCUACUGUAUGAACACGCUGAGCGAAGGAUUCUGGCUUCAGAUCUGCCUACUAUGUAUUCUAUGCAUUGUCAUUUUCACCGUCAUCUGGUUUCUCACAGGAACAGUCUGGGUUUUCUCCAUAUAUCCUCCAAACUACAACUCCUCAGCUGAGGGACACUACUGUCAGAGGACUCUUUACCUUUUUGCUUUUUGGUUCAAUAUCCUGUGCUUUUUGUCUGUGCUUUUUCUGAUACCUUGUUGUAUAUGUUAUUUUGUGUACGAGUGUGUUAGACGUGCAUACUCCCCAUAGGGAGCCUUAAAAUCUAAAUAAUAUCAUGUUUGCUUUAGCAUUUAAAACUUUGUAAUAUUUGUCCAAACAUAUAAGCAGAAAGAGAUAAUUUUAUAACGGUGUAAUCAUAUGCCACAUUAUUUACCUAGGUAUUUUUGUUUUUUUUUUAUUACAACUCUACUUACAGAUACACCGCCCAUUGGUCCAAUAGGCGCCUUUGUCAAAGACGUAAUCCUUGUCCAGCCAAUAGCGAGCAGGAUCUAACAUCACCUUAUAUGCGUGUACACGGACAGUUAUUUUAUAUAUAUGUAUUUCCCCACAAAAUUUCUCAUAUAUAACGAGUCCCUGCUCUUUUAGAAGCUAUGGCCGAACUGGUGGCAAAAUGCUUGGAGGCACGAGACAUGGCUUAUUGUCCCUAUAGCAAGUUUCCAGUUGGUGCUGCUAUUUUGACAUCUGGAGGUGCCAUAAUCACAGGCUGCAAUGUAGAGAAUGCUUCAUACGGCCUUACAGUCUGUGCUGAGCGAACAGCUAUACAGAGAGCUGUAGCUGAGGGACACAGAAGUUUUACAGCUAUGGCUAUCACAUGUGAUAUUAAAGAUAUCUUUGUGGGACCCUGUGGUGCCUGUCGACAGGUGCUAAUGGAGUUUGGUUCAGAAUGGGACGUUUACCUGACUAAGCCUGAUGGAUCCUAUAAGAAGACAAGUCUGAGAGAGCUGCUGCCCUCAGCAUUUAGUCCAGCUCACCUGACAAAAUCCAGCAAUUAAAACAAUGUAUUUUA